Messenger RNA from Didymodactylos carnosus, 1356 nucleotides. NCBI's taxonomy places the organism in Eukaryota, Metazoa, Rotifera, Eurotatoria, Philodinida, Philodinidae. The record is from the annotation of a GenBank genome assembly.
AAAUUUGAUUAUGAUCUAGUUUUGAGAGACGUUUCUUCAAAAGAAAGUUUUGGAAAACACGACUUAUUCCGAUUUUUGACGUUUUAAUGACGUUUUAAAACGUCACCCGUCCCCAAAGGGUUAAGCAAAGAAGUACGUUUAAUAUUAACGUUGUGAAGUAAUAAAGUAAGUAGUUUACUCGUUGUGCACUGUCAGAUCUAAAUACUGUUUUGAAUUUGAAUUUUUUAUUCAUUCUACUUCUUUUAUUACUAUGAGAAAAUUGAUAUAAAAACAGAUUUUUUCCAUUAAAGUUUUGCUUUUUUAUUACUUUGUAAAUGAACUAUUAAUUGACGAUUUUUCUCUCAAUGAGCAGUGUUCUCAGCUGUUUUUUCAUAAUUUGAACAAACAUAGUUUUCUUGUUUAUAUUUAGAUGGCGAUUUAUACGUUCUAUUAUUGGAAUAUAAAGCAACCGAAGCAGAAUUGUUAGCAAAUAGUUAUCCACAAUUUUCACUUGAAUAUCCGGAUAAAGUUAUUGUCAAAGAAAAAAAUCCAUUAUUUAGAAAACAUCAAAAAGUUCCAUUGUCUGAUCCUAAUUCAAGAAUAUGUAGUCGUUGUGGAAGAACAUUUUUAUUGAAUAAAGACGGAGAAUAUUCUACUAGAGAAGAAUGUAUUUAUCAUUGGGGACGAGUUAGAUCUACUCGAGUUAAUCGUGCUAUCGAACAACGUUACUCGUGUUGUCAUCAGGAUAUAAAAGCAACUGGUUGUGUCGUUGGUCAAGGUCAUGUACAUGAAGGAAAUUCAGAUGAACUACAAUCGGGUUAUGUAGAAACAUUAACAAAACAAAAACCACCAGGAGAUGGAAACUAUGGAAUAUACGCACUUGAUUGUGAAAUGUGCUAUACUAGUCAUGGUUUAGAGUUAGUUCGUGUUAGUGUUGUUAAUCAUAAACUGAAAUCUGUCUAUGAAACUCUAGUGAAACCAUCACGACCAGUAAUUGAUUAUAACACUCGUUGGAGUGGAAUUACUGAAGCACAUUUACAAGAUUGUAAUGUAACAAUAGAAGAUGUACAAAAUAAAUUAUUGAAAUUAUUUAAUGAUAAAACAAUACUUAUUGGACACUCAUUAGAAAGUGAUUUCAAAGCAUUGAAAUUAGUUCAUUCAACAGUUAUCGAUACAUCAAUUGUUUUUCCACAUUCGAAAGGUUUUCCAUAUAAGAGAGCGUUAAAAACAUUAAUGGCUGAAUAUAUGAGAAAAAUUAUCCAAGAAGAUGUCGAUGGUCAUGAUUCUCUCGAAGAUGCACUUUCUUGUAUGGAAUUAAUGCUAUGGAAAGUAAAGGAAGAUUAUAAAACGGGAAGAUGGGCAAAUAUAGAAAAAUAA